Umbelopsis ramanniana AG is the source of this 1808-nucleotide messenger RNA. RefSeq lists its product as uncharacterized. Bases 207 to 1793 code for a protein of 528 amino acids. The record is from RefSeq and is a predicted model, not a curated record. NCBI's taxonomy places the organism in Eukaryota, Fungi, Mucoromycota, Umbelopsidomycetes, Umbelopsidales, Umbelopsidaceae. The transcript has 6 exons. Gene Ontology annotation, biological process: endosomal transport; endocytosis. Gene Ontology annotation, cellular component: plasma membrane; cytoplasm. Gene Ontology annotation, molecular function: calcium ion binding; protein binding; GTP binding.
ACUAUCGGAUAUUCUCAAGCGAUUGGCGAACGGAUGGAAUAGUUCAGUGCAAUCGUAUUUGGAAGAAAUUGACAAGCGAUUGCAGAAGUUUUAGAAAAGAUAUAGUUUACGUCAUAAAAAAGCUACUUUUGGGCGAUCAUUUUUCAAUCGAAAACCGAACAUUUUUUUAAUUUUCGUGCGGUAGACUCUUUAGGCUCGAAUUCUUAAUGUCUGUUUUCAAAAACAAUUCAAGACCUCAAACACCAACAGUGAGAGAUGGUGAUCAGUAUGCUAGAGUCAUCAAUGGCCUCAAACACAUUUACAAUUCCAAAAUAAAACCGUUGGAGACUACUUAUAACUUUGAAGGUUUCCACUCAUCGCCUUUGACUAAUUCUGAUAUAGAAGCUAAACCAAUCGUUCUUCUAAUUGGCCAAUAUUCAACUGGCAAAACUACAUUUAUACGUUAUUUGUUAGACAAAGCAUACCCAGGUGAACACAUUGGUGUUGAGCCUACCACCGAUCGAUUUGUAGCGGUUAUGCAUAACUCAGAGGAACGCGUGAUUCCUGGUAAUGCCGCCGCUGUCAAUGCAGAGCUUCCAUUCAGAGGCUUGAAUAAGUUUGGACAAGCUUUCUUGUCAAGGUUUCAGGUGUCACAAACCAAUUCUCCAGUGUUGGAGAACAUGACCAUCAUCGAUACCCCUGGUAUUCUAGCUGGAGACAAGCAGCGUACUGAACGAGGAUAUGACUUUACGCAAAUUAUUGAAUGGUUUUCUAACCGUGCCGACCUGAUCAUUCUCCUCUUUGAUUCUCAUAAAUUGGAUAUCUCCAAUGAAUUCAAACUCGCCAUUAAUUCUUUGAGAGGACAAGAAGAAAAGAUCCGAGUUAUUUUGAACAAGAGCGAUAUGGUCAGUCAACAACAGCUGAUGAGAGUCUAUGGCGCCAUGAUGUGGUCUCUUGGAAAGGUUGUACAGACUCCGGAAGUAAUGCGAGUCUAUCUUGGUUCUUUCUGGACGGAAAAGCCACCCAAUUGCUUUGAAGAUUGCCGUGAACUUCUGGAGGCUGAACAAAACGACUUAUUGAAGGAUCUACGAGAGCUUCGCAGAAACGCAGCUAUUCGAAAGAUUAAUGAAAUUGUCAAGCGUGCCCGUCUUGCACGAGUUCAUGCUCUCAUCAUUGGUCACCUCAAAAAGGAGAUGCCAUCCAUGUUCGGAAAAAACAAGAAGCAAGAGAAACUCCUUGCCAAUCUGGAUAAAGAGUUUGUGAAGAUUCAACACAAGCAUCACUUGCCUGCUGGUGAUUUCCCCAACCCAGAACGAUUCCGCCAGAAUCUAUCACUGUAUAAUAUGGACAAAUUCAAGCCUUUGAAGGAGGAUAUCAUUGCCAGAGUGGAUGAAGCUCUGUCAGUUGAUCUCCCCAGAUUGAUGUCUGAGUUCCCUCAAGGUAAUCCCAUGUUGGACGAGCAGCAACGUAAUCCAUUUGCCGGGUUAGAAUCGUACGAUCCACAAACCGGCAACGUUACCGAAGACUUUUGGACCUUUGCCGCGGUUGAUCGUGAAUCCUAUACGGGUGUUUUCCAUCAGAUUGGACCUCGAGAUGGCAAGAUCAGUGGGUCUCAGAUAAAGCCGGUACUGAUGGAGUCCGGUCUACCCAACGAUAUCCUUGCUCAAGUUUGGCGAUUGGCUGACUGGGACAACGAUGGGUACAUGGAUUUGGACGAAUUUGCAGUUGCUAUGCACCUGAUCAAGGCUGCACAGCGAAAUGAGCCGUUACCCGAAAAGCUACCUCAAUCCAUGAUGCCCGGGAGAAAACUUUAAACCGGUGGAGGUCUA